Pseudophryne corroboree (corroboree frog) is the source of this 1870-nucleotide messenger RNA. It is a transcript of the gene NFKBIA, whose product is annotated as NFKB inhibitor alpha. The record is from RefSeq and is a predicted model, not a curated record. The coding region runs from base 291 to 1232 and encodes 313 amino acids. The transcript is spliced from 6 exons. NCBI's taxonomy places the organism in Eukaryota, Metazoa, Chordata, Amphibia, Anura, Myobatrachidae. Gene Ontology annotation, biological process: cellular response to tumor necrosis factor; toll-like receptor 4 signaling pathway. Gene Ontology annotation, molecular function: NF-kappaB binding. Gene Ontology annotation, cellular component: cytosol.
CUAUAGUGUAAAAGGCGACAGCAGAGAGGAGCCGCUCUCAGACCUCUCACACUCCACCAGGCGGAUGUUGGCUGUGGACUGCGUUCUCCAUUCCUGAAGCUGUUACCUUACUCCUUGCCUGUCACCACAGCUGCUUUUGCUUUAUUCCGGGCUGCUCAUUGUGGUUUUAUUGUAGCCUUUGGAAGCAUUAUUGGAGGCUUUCUGCGAGCACUGAGAAGUGACGAUUUAUUUUUGCAGUUGAUUUUUAUUUUUUCCUGAAGCAAAGUCCUGCAAGGGAGACUGGUGACUAUAUGGAUUACUCCAGCAAUAUGAUGGUGGAUGGGGACGUCAGGAUGCCCGGGAAGGAUAAGCUGCUGCAGGGCACUGAGGACAGGACUGACAGUGGUCUGGACUCUCUGAAAGAAGAGGAAUACAAUGUCAUAGUCCGGGACCUGCAGAACCUCCGCAUGCCAUCAGAGACCACUAGCCCGAUCUAUGAGCCAGAGCCAUGGAAACUCCAGGCCAACGAGGACGGAGAUACACUUCUCCAUUUGGCAAUUAUUCAUGAGGCAAAAGAUCUGGCCCUGGAAGCAAUCAGCAGAUCAUACAGAGACGCUUUUUACCUGAAUCGGCAGAAUCACCUUCACCAGACACCACUGCAUCUGGCUAUUAUAACGGAACAGUGUGACCUUGCUGAAAAGCUCUUAAAAGCUGGUUGUGACCCAGAAAUCCGAGACUAUCGCGGGAAUACUCCCUUACACAUUGCCUCUGAAAAGGGUUCACUGCGUGGGGUCGGAGUAAUAGUCCAGAACUGUAAUGUGCAACUAUCAACACUUCUACAGAAUGCAAAUUAUGAAGGUCACACAUGCCUACACCUGGCAUCCAAUAACGGUUUUCUUGCCAUUGUUGAGAACCUGAUCAUGUAUGGUGCAGAUGUUAACGCACAGGAGCCAUGUAAUGGACGCACAGCACUACACAUGGCUGUGGACAGACAGAACUCUCAGCUGAUGCAUUUGCUGCUUAAAUAUGGGGCAGAUGUGAACAGGAUCACAUACCAAGGCUACUCACCAUGCCAACUUACGUGGGGUAGAAGCAACCUCGAGAUUCAGCAGCAUCUGCUCGCUGUGACUGAAGAGAAUUUGCAGUAUCUGCCAGAAAGCGAGGACGAUGACAGUUCCGGAUCCGAAUCGGAUCAUUCAGAUGAUGAGUACCCGUAUGAUGACUGCAAAUUUACAUGCCAAGGACUGAAUUAGACUGGUGUAGGAUGAGUGGACAAGAGAGGUGUAUUAUGGCAAAUUCAUGUCUAGUACAAGAGACGGCAGCACUGGGACUGGUGAUGACUCUUCCCAGAUCUCGAAGGAAGAAAUACUCCAUAGUAGAGUUCCAGAGCCUGAGGUGCUUGUGCUGUUCUGGAGCUCCAGAUGUUCUACAUGAGUCCAGAGGUGGAUGUAUCUAGAGAAGGCCAGAAGCAACAGGGUGUUCUUAAGACUGAACAACAUGAACAGUCCUCUGGAAAGAAAAUGGAAUGCAAGAACUUUGAACUUUUGAAAAACUCAAUGAGGGGCGUGUUGAGAACUAUUACCUCCCUGAGACAUUGAUGAGCAUUAUAACUGAGAAAAUGUGUUUUUAAAAAUGUAUGUGUGCAGCCAAAGUAAUAAGUCUAUUGGUUAAGUUCUAGCUCUUGAAAGAGUACUUCCAGCUUUAGUGGAGCUGUGAAGAGCACAGGAAGCCUUUACGUGGCUCCCGUUACUGCAAGCACAGAAAGCCUUUACGUGGCUCCCAUUACUGCAAGCAAACAGUAUUCUGAAAAUCAGUCGGUAAAACUCAGUAGAGCUACCUUUUUUAUUUUAGCGCUAUAUACUGUCUGGAUCCUCUUCUCUUUUUUUUUUUU